CGACUUCACUUUCCCUCGUCGAUCCUCAACACCUUGAUAUCUUGCCAAGCAUCCACGCAUUGCUGCGCCUGCCAUCAUGCCUCGUAGACUAGCAUCGCAGGUGCCACAAACCAUCUCCCGCCUCAUGCAAGGCGGUUUCCUCAAGGCACCCCCAACAGCAUACAGCGCUCUCACCGAGUACCCACCGGUCCAAGUCCCCCCUCGUCAUCCCUACCAGCGUGCAAACCACGACCUACCCGAGCCAUCCUCGUCUCACAUCGCAGCCGCCACAUGCCGUCGCGCCAACAGUGUCAAGAAGGUGCGCACCCGCACACCGUCGCUCAAGCCAAAGCCUAUCGUAUAUUUAGAGGACAAGGUCAGGCUGCAAUUUUAUCGCGAUCAUCCUUGGGAAGGGUUCAGGCCAAGGAUCUUGGUCGAGCACGAGACGCUGCAGAAGGAGAAGCUACCUGAGCCCGAGGUGACUGAGUUGACUUGGUGGUCGACCAACCCCGGACCAGAGGACGUCAUCGCCCUCACCUGCCAUUUGCACCGCCACCACUCCCUCUCCCUUGCCCAAGCCUACCACCACUCCCUCUCCCAAUACCACACUCUGCGCGCCGAGCAUGAGACGGCCUCGCGGUACGCCCUCCUUGAAGCGCAGGCGUACGGCGCCGCCUUCGCGCCUCCGGACGUAGAUGGCAAGAAGGUGGACCCCUCAGAUCUCUUUGCCGAUCGUCUUGGCAGCAACAGCAGCAGCAAUGGUGCACGCAGCAGUGCUGCAUCGAUGCCUCUGCACGCUGCGCCGGAGACGUACCGCGGAUUUGCCAAGGAGACGCAAGCGCUUACCGCUACGGCUGCUCAAUUGGCUGCAGAGUCACAGGCCCUGAACGUAGACGGCGGGGCAGGCGCCGCGGGGGCUGGCGGAUCAGGAGAAGGAGCCAAACGUGUCAAGCCUUCGAUGCGCGCCGAUAGCUGGCAAGCAGGACAAAGCUACGCACGGCAAGCGCGGGCGAUCCUGCUCGAGGGAACGGCAGAGGCAUUUUCGGGAACGAGGGCGAUGCAGCAAAGUGGGGAAGGGCAGGCUGCUGCGGGCUCUGGGCCAAUGGGAAUGCCGGGUAUGAGUCAGAGGCCGGACUCGUUGGCUGAGUGGAGACCGAUGUUUGAGACGCUUUCAAGCGGGAGGCCGGUACCUCAGCUGACCACUCAACAGCAGGGCCAGUCACAGCAGAGGCCAGCGAGCCUUCUGGACCAAUUUGACUUGGGAAGCAGUGGCAGCAGCAGCAGCAGCAGCAGCAGUAAGAAGCAGUGAGGCAAGCGAUGCGAUCGAAUACAGUAGCAUGAUUACAGCGUCUACCCGGCCUUUACAUGUUUGCCUGCUGCUGUGAGGAUGUGACAGAGGCCUGGGUGCCAGUACUCGUCCCGCUGCCAGGCAAGGGAAGAACGGCUUCCUUUCUCGCCCACGCA
Messenger RNA from Jaminaea rosea, 1443 nucleotides. RefSeq lists its product as hypothetical. Gene Ontology annotation, molecular function: structural constituent of ribosome. The coding region runs from base 77 to 1288 and encodes 403 amino acids. Gene Ontology annotation, cellular component: mitochondrial small ribosomal subunit. The record is from RefSeq and is a predicted model, not a curated record. The transcript has 2 exons. NCBI's taxonomy places the organism in Eukaryota, Fungi, Basidiomycota, Exobasidiomycetes, Microstromatales.